Molecule: messenger RNA, 552 nt
Organism: Sodiomyces alkalinus F11
Lineage: Eukaryota; Fungi; Ascomycota; Sordariomycetes; Glomerellales; Plectosphaerellaceae
Product: peptidyl-prolyl cis-trans isomerase
Exons: 5
Coding region: 1-552 (183 amino acids)
Biological process (GO): protein folding; protein peptidyl-prolyl isomerization
Molecular function (GO): peptidyl-prolyl cis-trans isomerase activity
Source: RefSeq, a predicted model, not a curated record
AUGUCCGGUCCUCAGGUUUAUUUCGACAUCGAGUGGGAGGGUCCCCAUUACGACCCCAACGCCGGCAGGGCUACUGGCAACCCCGAGCCCCAGUCCGGCCGCGUCACCUUCAACCUGUUCUAUGACGUCGUUCCCAAGACUGCUGAGAACUUCCGUGCUCUCUGCACCGGCGAGAAGGGCUUUGGCUACCAGGGCUCUUCCUUCCACCGUGUCAUCCCCGAGUUCAUGCUCCAGGGUGGUGACUUCACCCGUGGUAAUGGCACCGGUGGCAAGUCCAUCUAUGGCGAGAAGUUCCCCGAUGAGAACUUCCAGCUGAAGCACGACAAGCCCGGUCUGCUCUCCAUGGCCAACGCCGGCCCCAACACCAACGGCUCCCAGUUCUUCAUCACCACCGUCGUCACCUCGUGGCUGAACGGCCGCCACGUCGUCUUCGGUGAGGUCGCCGACCAGGCCUCCCUGAACAUCGUCAAGGCCAUCGAGGCCACCGGCUCCCAGAGCGGCACCAUCCGCUACGGCAAGCGUCCCACUAUCGUCAAGAGCGGUGCCCUGUAA